This is a messenger RNA of Oncorhynchus mykiss (rainbow trout), 4495 nucleotides long. RefSeq lists its product as uncharacterized. NCBI's taxonomy places the organism in Eukaryota, Metazoa, Chordata, Actinopteri, Salmoniformes, Salmonidae. The record is from RefSeq and is a predicted model, not a curated record.
GCACAGUUCCGUCUCUGAGUAUACCAAACGGAUGUUUGCGUUCAGAUAUUUAUAUCCCUUAUAAUAUCGUUGUGUUGUAUCUGUGCAGACCUAUGCUGAAACAUUAUUAAUGUGACAGGCCUCACGUCUACAGAGUGAGACUACCCGAAAGGUCGGCUCGUUAACGUUAGUUUACCAAAGAGAGUCGACUAAAACUGACUUGAUAGCACGGUGAUAAUGGUGGGUUGGUGUGCUGUACCGGGUUGUAACACACAGGAAGAUGAAGAUAUUCUUUAUCAUUGCUUGCCGGCGAAUGAUGUGCAAAGAUGCAGACGAUGGUUAGCAGCCAUACAAAAGGAUGUAAAUUUACCAAUGGAAAGGCAUAAAUAUUUCUUAGUGUGUGAACACCACUUCAGACCAGAGGAAUAUGAAAAGGAUUUGAUGGCAGAGACGAUGGGCGCCAAACAUAAGAAAAAGCUCAAAUCCACCGCGAUUCCCACCAUAUUUCCAUGGAAUGAUUACAUUUUGAAGAGAAUUCAGCCACACAGAAAACAUUUGAAUGCGGCCGGAAGUGAAAUGUUUCUGAGUGCAGUUGGCAGACUUGGUGCCAAACCAAAAUGUGAGCCUGGUACAACAACAACAGGAGCAGCAUCCCAGAUGUCAACAUCGGUGGUCCAACAACCUGCUGUAGUUCCUGUUGCUUUUUCAACACAGACUGUGAAGAGUGCAGUUGGCAGACUUGGUGCCAAACCAAAAUGUGAGCCUGGUACAACAACAACAGGAGCAGCAUCCCAGAUGUCAACAUCGGUGGUCCAACAACCUGCUGUAGUUCCUGUUGCUUUUUCAACACAGACUGUGAAGAAUGCAGUUGGCAGACUUGGUGCCAAACCAAAAUGUGAGCCUGGUACAACAACAACAGGAGCAGCAUCCCGGAUGUCAACAUCAGUGGUCCAACAACCUGCUGUAGUUCCUGUUGCUUUUUCAACACAGACUGUGAAGAGUGCAGUUGGCAGACUUGGUGCCAAACCAAAAUGUGAGCCUGGUACAACAACAACAGGAGCAGCAUCCCAGAUGUCAACAUCGGUGGUCCAACAACCUGCUGUAGUUCCUGUUGCUUUUUCAACACAGACUGUGAAGAGUGCAGUUGGCAGACUUGCUAGUUGGCAGACAACAACAUCAUCAGGAUCCCGACGGUAUCAAACUUAUAAAGAAGCAAAAGUCAGUCUUCGUGUCGGCCUAUCGCUACGAACAAGAGUACUUACCGGACCUUGGGAGACAGUUGCAGAUAAUUUAGCGCGAGGUCGUUUCAAAGCUAUCCCUAAAAACCUAAUGGCAAUCCCUGGCCUGGGCCACGCCAUGUUGGAGGAAGUGCUGAAGCUGGUAACUAAAGAAUGCGUCACUUUAGUUUCUAUGCGUUUCAACUCAGUAUUACGUCAGACUAGUCCCCUUUCAAUUAAAACCUUCAACUGGACCACUGUGACCGAUGAGUGGAGGAACUCGGCUCCGACCUUCUUCCGGUUUCUAUCCACUAGUUCAGCUACAGCGGGCUUGAAUCCAAACUCAACCAAAUCAGCAAAAAGUUCUAUGGUGGCCAUGGCUGGUGCCUUAUUACUCAGGGCUCGUUCAAAGAAUAUGUGUGCAGCCGUGUACAGGACCUCAAUGUUGCUACGGCAACGACGAACCAGGACGAGAUGCCAAAACAAGCUUGCAAAAAUGGGAGUUUGCGUUUCAAGUCACAGUAGCUUAACGAAGAGGAGAGACAUUACACUGUCUUAUGAUAAAGACUUAGCUGCCUGCCAUACCCGAACCGCAGUUGAAGACCAACCAAUAAGCCUACUGACCAGCCCAGCCCAUUCAAUGGUGCCACCUUUGCCACUGGAGGAUGGCGAUACCGGUUGGUCUGGAGAGAGUGUAGCAGAGACUACUGUUGUGUUGCCGGGCAGUGACGAUGAAGAUGCCGCUGCGCUGACGGAUGAGGAGUUCUGGCAGUUCUCCAGGGAGCAGGAUGAAGAUGAGGAUGAUGAGGAUGAAAAGGAGAACAAGACUGCGUACAGGAAGUCAGUCCAGCAGAAACAGGGAAAACGGCUCUCUGCGAAGAAGUUCUUCAAAGCGCAAAGGAAAAAUAAAGCUGUGCAAACACGUCCUCAUGGAACCCGCGUCGAUGUUUCUCCUGAGAGUGGUGACCUGUGUGUGAACAGAGACUGUCUCCUGCAGCUCUUCCGGUUGUGUAGGAGGUGUGGAUUUGAGUGCAAGGUCAGCUUGCAGGGUCAACAGAGGAGCUUCUCUGUCAUUCAGAUGUGCCCAAUAUGCAGUCACACCAGGAAGUGGAUGAGCCAGCCUUUUGUUGCUGAGGAAACCUCUGGUGAAAGAGAGACAGAGCUACUGGAUGGAGAGGAACCAUGUAAGGACAGAGACCAGGAUGACAGUUGUUCGUUGACGAUGGAAAUCACUGAGGAGAUGUGUGACUAUGAUGAAGAAGUCUGUCCUCGGAGGAAAAGGGGAAAGCAGAGAUCAGAUGAGAGAUCAGAUGAGAGAUCAGAUGAGACCGAGUGGGAGCCGUCUGACGAGGAAGACAUUGUAAUGGACUCUGAUUCUUCUGAGGAUUUGGAAACGGCAGGUUCCUCUGGUCUAACAGAAAAGGCCAACGUUGAUAAUUGUCAGAGCGGAAUAGAGAAAGAAGAGAGACUUGUGGAGUGGUGCACUGACUGUGUAGCCGAGCCUGUACUCGCCUGCACCACACAGCGCCAUAAGAAGCUGUACGCCUGUGGUGUGUGUGUGAGUGAGGUCCAACAAGCUGUUGGAUUUGACCGAUUCUACAUGCAGUUCGAGGACCUGGCCAGCUUCAAGGAACAUGUACGACGUGAACACAACACACAACCUCAUAGGUUUCUCUGUACAGACUGCGCCAAGCGUCACAUCAAGAAGGAUAAUUUGUGUGUGUACAAGAUUAAGAAGCUCCGCUGUCGAGAUUGUGGUAAACACGGUCUGAGUGAGCAGGGUCUGUGGAGUCACAGACGUCUCCAUCAGAAAGGCUGCGUUUACCCAUGUAAGUUCUGUCUCAAGCCAUUCAGGACCAAACAGGACAAGUUUACCCACGAGGAGAACCAUCGGCAUCCUUAUCAUUGCUCAGAAUGCUCAGAAAGAUUCAAGAACAUUAGACUACGGAACAGACACCUUCAGAGCCACAGAGGUCCAACGACAGCCGUCCACAGUGGCCAGAAGCCCCACAAGUGCCAGCUGUGCCGACGCUCGUAUGCCCAGCCGAGCCACCUCAAGUCCCACAUGCGCCUCCACACAGGGGAGAGGCCUUUCAAGUGCCAUCAGUGUGAGAAGUUUUUCAAUUACAGCGUCAGUCUGAAGAACCACAUCCAACUCUAUCAUGGCCCCGGCUCUCAGGAGCAGGAGAGCCGGGAGACAAACUGUGGGGCGGCGCAGGAGAAAGAGGAGGAGAGAGAGCACAAGCGUCACUUUAAGGAGGAUAAUUUGUGUGCGUACAAGAUCAAGAAGCUCUGCUGUCUAGACUGUGGUAAACGCUGUCUGAGUGAACAGGGUCUGAAGUGUCACAGACAUCUCCACCAGAAAGGCUGCGUUUACCCAUGUAAGUUCUGCCUCGUGCCAUUCAGGACCAAAGAGGACAAGCUUAUCCACGAGGAGAACCAUCGGCAUCCUUAUCAGUGCUCAGAAUGCUCAGAAAGAUUCAAGAACAUUAAUCUACGGGACAGACACCUUCAGAGCCACAGAGGUCCAAAGAGAUAUAUUUGUGACAUCUGCGACAAACGUUUCUUCCAGUUUAAACACCUACAGAAACAUACAUUCGUCCACAGUAGGCAGAGACCCCACACGUGCCAGCUGUGCCAACGCUCGUUCACUGAAAAGAAACACCUCAGGGCCCACAUGCGCUCCAAAUGCCAGCAGUGUGAGAAGUGUUUCAAUCGCAUAGUCCAUCUGAAGAUCCACAUCCAACGGCAUCAUGGCACCGGCUCUCAGAAGCAGGGAGAGAGAGUAGGAGGGGGAGAGUCAGGAACCAAACUCUAGUACUGAGCAGGAGAGAGAGAGUAGGAGGGGGAGAGUCAAGAACCAAACUCUAGUACUGAGCAGGAGAGAGAGAGUAGGAGGGGGAGAGUCAGGAACCAAACUCUAGUACUGAGCAGGAGAGAGAGUAGGAGGGGGAGAGUCAGGAGAGAUUGGAACUCUAUAGCAUCAUUAUAAUGAUGUAAAAAGUCUGUCGUUCUGGCCCUGAACAAGGCAGUUAACCCACUGUUCCAAGGCCGCCAUUGAAAAUAAGAAUUUGUUCUUAACUGACUUGCCUAGUUAAAUAAAGGUGAAAUAAAAAAAUAUAUAAUGGGAAAAUAAACGAUGAUGAUCAACUCAAAGUUUGCUGGAGUUUGUUAAACACUGCUCCAAAAAAAAUAAAGGGAACACUAAAAUAACACAUCCUAGAUCUGAAUGAAUGAAAUAUUCUUAUUAAAUACUUUUUUCUUUACAUAGUUGAAUGUACUGACAACAAAAUCACACA